GCAUGAAAUUUAAGAAUACAAUUCUACAGUUUGUGCAGUUGCACUUUCGAAUAAGAUGGCAGCAGAUACCUUAAACAUAGCACGACGUAAGUUAAACGAAGUGUUAGGAGAAAAGUCCACCAAGUACUUUAAUCAUAUGAAACAAUGGUUUCGAAUGAAACUAACUAAAGAAGAAUUCGACACUGAAGCCCGUGCUUUGUUAAGUUCUGAUCAAGUACAUUAUCACAAUGAGUUUUUACUGGCUUUAUUGAAUAAAGUUGAGGGUUUAGCUGAGACGUCGAUUAGUAUUGCACAGGAGAAGGCCAGUGCUCACAACAGACAUAGUAGACGACAUAAGAGGAGUUCUCGGACUUCGGAGAAAUCGAAUUUCGAACCGGCUGACUUAUUGGAGUACUUGCCGCCAAAUUCGCCGCCUGGCGCUGGAAGCGAUGGCGUUAAAUACGCGGCACAAGAGAUUUUCUUACCCGACCAUGCAUUGGUGGUUGGCCGGUUCAUGCUGGCUGCCUGGGAGCUGGGGCUGGAAGGAGCUGACGAUGAGGCCGCUGAUAUAGUAGUGGUUGCCGUUCAGAAUUUUCUCAAGAAUCUUAUCAGCGCUGUUAUAUCUCAACGCAAAGGGUACAAAAUGCGGAACAAAUACUUUAUGUACGACAUUGGAGGUGAAGUGCCCAAUAUGUGGCUGCGCAAUUCCUCCAAACUCUACGACCCUCAGGAAGAUGGACGAGUGAAUGUAGAUGAUGGACCAGAUGCCUUGGGACCACGAUGCCCACCAACUAUAGAUGAGGUGGAACAAGCUGCAGCAUUAGAAAUUGCUUGCAGCGCACCAAACAACGAACCCAACGAUGACAGAUUAACGAUUGAAGAGUUCUACAACACAUUGCUGACGCAUAGGAACGUCAUACCGUGCCAUUCAGUGUACGCCAUCAACAUGGAAAGACUGGCGGUUAUGUUAAACCAUCCCAGUUACUAAACUAACACUAAAAGCUAGUUUAAAUCCGGAAAAAUAGUUUCAUCUCCUAUGUGUAACAAUCGCGAAGACCUAAGAACUCGAUUGAAUUACAUUGUUAUGAUUGACAAGUUAGUAGGUAAUAUCAGUAAUAUUUGAAAUUGUAAAUUAUAGCAAUUCAGUUUUAGUGCUGAAAGUAGCUCAUCAGCUCGUAUUGAUAUAGCUUGGAUAUUCUUAUGAACUUUUCUAAACUUAAGACAUAUGUAAUUGACUAGUUAGUAGAGAGUAUCGCUAAAUUUGUCGUUAAU
Molecule: messenger RNA, 1251 nt
Organism: Hyposmocoma kahamanoa
Lineage: Eukaryota; Metazoa; Arthropoda; Insecta; Lepidoptera; Cosmopterigidae
Product: transcriptional adapter 1-like
Exons: 4
Coding region: 56-967 (303 amino acids)
Biological process (GO): regulation of transcription by RNA polymerase II
Cellular component (GO): SAGA complex
Molecular function (GO): transcription coactivator activity
Source: RefSeq, a predicted model, not a curated record